Molecule: messenger RNA, 976 nt
Organism: Olea europaea var. sylvestris
Lineage: Eukaryota; Viridiplantae; Streptophyta; Magnoliopsida; Lamiales; Oleaceae
Product: NADH-quinone oxidoreductase subunit B-like
Exons: 5
Coding region: 1-738 (245 amino acids)
Biological process (GO): mitochondrial respiratory chain complex I assembly; aerobic respiration; electron transport coupled proton transport
Molecular function (GO): 4 iron, 4 sulfur cluster binding; NADH dehydrogenase (ubiquinone) activity; quinone binding
Source: RefSeq, a predicted model, not a curated record
AUGACAUAUUCAUUUGCAAAGAAAUUUGUAGAGAAUAUCCACUUGAUGCCAACUAGCAUUAGUUGGAAAGUUGAAUAUAACUUGAUCAAAGGAGGUUUAAGACAACUUGCCACCAAUGGAGACCCCUGGAUCAAAUUAAUCUUGGUUAUUGAUUUCAAGGUUGCCUUAAAAUCAAUGGCCAAGACUAAUUUGAUCCAAGGGUCCCCAUUGGUGGCAAAUUAUCUUAAACUUCCUUUGAUCAAGUUGCAUUUAACUUUCCAACUCAUGUUAGUGGGCAUGAAGUGGAUAUUCUCUACAAGCAGCCUGCGUCCCCUGCCGCAAGUUGAAGCAUGCUGUUUCGCGGCCGCUGCCAGGACGAAUUGGCCACUACCAUGGGAUUUAGAAAAACCUCAUUUUUCUGUUGGAAAGUUGACUACUUCAGGCAGCCUGCGUCCCCUGCCGCAAGUUGAAGCAUGCUGUUUCGCGGCCGCUGCCAGGACGAAUUGGCCACUACCAUGGGUGACGGUGUAUGAUCAAAUGCCCGAGCCGAGGUGGGUCAUAUCUAUGGGAAGCUGUGCAAACGGUGGUGGCUACUACCACUACUCAUAUUCUGUUGUCCGAGGUUGCGACAGGAUCGUCCCGGUUGACAUAUAUGUUCCUGGUUGCCCACCAACUGCAGAGGCCCUUCUUUAUGGUCUUCUCCAGCUGCAGAAGAAGAUCAACAGGCGCAAGGAUCUCCUCCACUGGUGGACCAAGUGAAGACAGUUACUUUUUUUGGCAACAUGUUUGUGGGAAAUAAAUUAAGCUUAUUAGAGUUCGGCCCUGGCCUCCCCAAUAAUCCUGACCAUUACCUGCAUGAUCCAUUUUUAUGUUCACUGGAUUAUACUGGUGGAUUUUGUUUGUGUGUGGAUUAAAUGAGAAUUAUCAAUAUUUGGGUUCCUCUUGGUUGAUUGUUUCUUGAGCAAUAUACGGGUUUGAGAAGAAAAUUAAAGUCAUA